CUCAACUGCGUUUCCCCUCCAGUCAGCAGACGGCGAUGUGCGUCUUUCAGGCGACGCUGCCAGCGUGACGUAUAAUCUAGUGGACGGUUCUUCAUAAACAGCUCGUCAACCACCUCGGUAGCUUGCUAGCCAACAUAGCCGAAAGAUUCAAGCUAUUUAUACGCUUUCGGUGUAUAUUAGCUACUGUGUUUUCGACACACUUAGGUCGUAUCUACUUGUUAACCUAUUUAAUAUUACGUUAUUUUGUAUUAGUCAGCUAUAGUAGCUGGCUGGUUAAGUUAGCACUAGCUUAGUCGCUAAUGAUAGCUAGCUAGCUAACAUCCCCGACCAUGAGGUCAGUAAGCUUCUCCCCUCCUGUUAAAGAAGAGGUCUGCUGGACGGAGAAAGAAGCUCUGGGGCUGAACAUUGUCGUGAAAGAGAAGGAAGAGGAGAAUGUCACAGUUAAAAAAGAAGAGAAAGACGUUUCAGUGAAAGAAGAGGAAGACGCGUUCAGAGUGAAAGAGGAGGAGGAGGAUGUUACAGUGGAGGAAGAGAAAGAGGAGGAUGCAGUUUUUGUAGUGAAGAAGGAAGGGGAGAUUACUGUCACAUUGAAAGAUGAAGAGGUGGAGAUAGGAGAUCUGAGUAACACCAGAGAGAGACGGGACUAUCGUGGAUCCUCUGGGGAGCAUCAACAACCUCAUGAUGCUGACGAGGCAGAGAAGAGUCUCUCCAGAUCAGAACGCCUCAAUAAACACCAGCAGAGAUCCACAGGGAAGAGAACUCACUGCUGCUCUGACUGUGGGAAGAGAUUCACCUCAUCAGGCAUUAAAAUUCAUCAAAGGAUCCACACAGGAGAGAAAUCUUAUAGCUGUGAUCAAUGUGGGAAGAGUUUUACUACAUCUGGCUCUCUGACAGUACACCAGAGAAUACACACAGGAGAUAAACCUUAUAGCUGUGAUCAAUGUGGGAAGAGUUUUGUUACAUCUAGCAAUCUGACUAUACACCAGAGAACACACACAGGAGAGAAACCUUAUAGUUGUGAUCAAUGUGGGAAGAGUUUUGUUACAUCUAGCAAUCUGACUAUACACCAGAGAACACACACAGGAGAGAAACCUUAUAGCUGUGAUCAAUGUGGGAAGAGUUUCACUACUUCUGGCUAUCUGACAGUGCACCAGAGAACACACACAGGAGUGAAACCAUAUAGCUGUGAUCAAUGUGGGAAGAGUUUUUGUCAAUCUAGUGAUCUGACAGUACACCAGAGAACACACACAGGAGAGAAACCUUAUAGCUGUGAUCAAUGUGGGAGGAAUUUUACUACAUCUGGCUCUCUGACUUUACACCAGAGAACACACACAGGAGAGAAAUCUUAUAGCUGUGGUCAAUGUGGGAAGAGUUUUACUACUUCUGGCUAUCUGACUUUACACCAGAGAACACACACAGGAGAUGAACUUUAUAGCUGUGAUCAAUGUGGGAAGAGUUUUGUUAAAUCUGACCAGCUCACAGUGCACCAGAGAAUACACACAGGAGAGAAACCUUAUAGCUGUGGUCAAUGUGGGAAGAGUUUUACUACAUCUGGCUCUCUGACUGUACACCAGAGAACACACACAGGAGAGAAACCUUAUAGCUGUGAUCAAUGUGGGAAGAGUUUUGGUCAAUCUGGCCAGCUGACUGCACACCAGAGAACACACACAGGAGAGAAACCUUAUAGCUGUGAUCAAUGUUGGAAGAGUUUUGGUCAAUCUAGCCAGCUGACAUUACACCAGAGAACACACACAGGAGAGAUGUCUUAUAGCUGUGAUCAAUGUGGGAAGAGAUACUCUGGUAAAAGAUCUCUGAUCAAACAUCAGAAAAUACAUGAAGGAGUUUUUUCAUGAUAUCAAUUAAACAAUUAAUUAAUGUCACAAUGUAGAAUGUUGUAACAUUGUAGUAGGAGUAUUUAAAUGAUGUCACAAUGUAGAACCCUAAACGUUUGUCCCCUGUUCUAUUGAUUUCAACAUGAUAUGGAUAUUAGCCUCAGGGGGGAAAUCCAGGCUCUGAAUUGGAAGAGUACUAUUUAUGUGAUUUAACAAAAAGUGACUAACACAAAAGAGUUGUGUUACACUUACCAUGUUGGUGACCCACUGGAAUCACAAAGUAGUGAGCUGUUUACCACGUUGGUGACCCACUGGAAUCAAAAUGCAACACUUCAAACUGUUUCUGCAUAUUGGUUAUUGAUUUGGACACAUUAAAACUGUGUUUUGACAUUGCACUAAUCCCAUUUAGCAAAAUGUCAUUCAAAAGACGUUGAAAAUAAGACUAUGCCCGACGUCCAAUAUAUGUUCGACGUCCGGUUGUAGUUGAAAGUUGAAAAGAUGUCUUUUCGGGUCGUUUUUUUUUCAAUGACUUGAAAACAACUUACUUUCAACAUACUUGCAGCCUAAACACAUGGACGCAGUAAAUGCUAAUUGUCUUUAGUCCACUACUGAAGAAGCAUGACUCAAAUCACCUCAUAUAUUCAAACAUUCAGCCUGACAAAAGAUACAUGUUUUAUUAUUCCAUGCCUCACCAUUAAGUUAAUUAUUGCCAAUACAUAUUAACAAAGGGGUGAAUAUUUGGUUUUGAUAUUUCAUAUUAUGUAACAUUUAGUAAUCCUAGUUAUUCAUGCAACCAACUUGACAUUUUUGGGUACAAUUAUAUUGACAUUGUUACCCUGCUUUUAUAAUAUCAGGGUUCAUUCUCAGAUGUACUCCCAAAUGUACUAGAGCAUGACAGUGGGGACUUUAUAUGCAACAACAUGCCUAUUGAGUGAACCCUGAAAAGAGAGAGAAGCUCCACAGUGAGGAGAAGAAGCUAGAAUCUAGUGAGUUUUAGGAAGACGAGAGUUCUAGAAGCUAGUGAGUUUUAGGAAGACGAGAGUUCUAGAAACUAGUGAGUUUUUAGGAAGACGAGAGUUCUAGAAGCUAGUGAGUUUUAGGAAGACGAGAGGUCUAGAAGCUAGUGAGUUUUAGGAAGACGAGAGUUCUAGAAGCUAGUGAGUUUUAGGAAGACGAGAGUUCUAGAAGCUAGUGAGUUUUAGGAUUCUAUAGAAAGAAAAAGUAGAAAAAAAUAAUACGAUUGUAUUUUAUUAUUUAGAAAUAUGUGUUUUUUCUUGUUUUUAAAUGUUGACAGCCAGUAGACACCAUGUUUAUAUUGUAGAAGGUGAAGCAUUGUAGAUGAUUAUGUGAAAUGGAAGUUGUAGAGAUACUCUGAAUGAUUGGCUAUGAAAAGCCAACUGACAUUUACUCCUGAGGUGCAGAUCUGUUGCACCUUCGACAACCACUGUGAUUAUUAUUAUUUGACCCUGCUGGUCAUUUAUGAACGUUUGAACAUCUUGGCCAUGUUCUGUUAUAAUCUCCACCCUGCACAGCCAGACGAGGACUGGCCACCCCUCAGAGCCUGGUUUCUUCCUAGGUUUUGGACUUUCUAGGGAGUUUUUCCUAGCCACCGUGCUUCUACACCUGCAUUGCUUGCUGUUUGGGGUUUUAGGCUGGGUUUCUGUACAGCACUCUGUGACAUCAGCUGAUGUAAGAAGGGCUUUAUAAAUACAUUUGAUUGAUUGUACAACUGAAUGCAUUCAACUGAAAUGUGUCUUGGGAGUACUGAUUGGUGUCACCUCAUUAGUCAGUAUGUGUUACACCUGUGCUGGCUUGUCCAUCUCGUUAGUGGGAAGGUGUUUCACCUGAGCUGGUUCAGGUUCUAUUUAAGAGUGUCUGGCCCAGUGCUCCAGUUGUCUUGAUAGAUGUGGAGAGUCAACACCUUCAGUUGCUCCACCUUUUUGGUUUGCUUCCUGUCUUUAAGUUUGGUGUGAGUUUUUCUUUUGUUUGCCUCUUCUUGGGCAGAUUUAGUGGGUCUCAUGGUGAGUGUCUUUUAGGUCCCAGUUGUUGUUACUAGUCAACUUCUAGUGGACACCCCCAUAGUGUCUUUCAGAACCCCUCUUAAAACCUGUUUAGUUGUUGUCAGUGACUCUGUUAGUUCUAAAAAACAAGCUUAUAUUUUGGGUUGGGUUGGAUAUAGCAUCAUAUUGUUAAUAUUUUAAUCAAUGGCAUUUCCUUUCUUGCUCAUUAGUCUUUCAGUUGUUUUUCUUCUGUUUUUAUCCUCUUAUGUUUGUUGUGUAACCGAUGUGAAAUGGCUAGCUAGUUAGCGGUGGUGCGCGCUAAUAGCAUUUCAAUUGGUGACGUCACUCGCUUUGAGACCUUGAAGUAGUGGUUCCCCUUGCUCUGCAAGGGCCGCAGCUUUUGUGGAGCGAUGGGUAACGAUGCUUCAUGGGUGACUGUUGUUGAUGAGUGCAGAGGGUCCCUGGUUCGCGCGAGGGGACGGACUACAGUUACACUGUUACAUGUACUAAAUAUAUAGUUUAAUUUUCAUAGUUUUUUCCUGUUGUCGCGUCUUUACUGUCAUGAAAUUGAAGAAAGAUUCUCUGUAAUUAGUUAUUACGCGAUCAACUAAAUUAUAACGUAACUAAUUAACUAGGAAUUUGGGGCAGAUAUUUUCAUAUCUGAUCAAUAGUCUUCUGAUUAAUGAUUUAUUUAUUUUACCUCACGUUACUCAUUCCAAACGUCGUAAAUUGUUGGUUAUCUGCACGAACCCAGUCUUCACUAUGAGUCAUCGGACUAAAGUUGUACUGUUACAUGAACUAAAAAAUUUCUGUUUAAUUUUCAUAGUUUUUCCUGUGAAACCAUUGUGUUGCAUCCAUGUCUGACAUGUGCUGUAUAAAUAAAGCUUGAUUUGAUUUGAAAAUAUUGCAAAACAAGAACAUUUGACAAAUGACCAUAAUAUCAAAGAACAAAUGUGUGUGUCUGAGGAGAAAUUAACUUUCAUACAGCCAAAGGGGGUGAGAAAUUACACCAAUAUCAGUGAACAAUUUAUUUACAAUGUAAAUAAACAUGGACGAUGGAACAUAUUCCUUUAGUUUACGUGAUGAACCACUAAGGGGACAUAAAUAUUGACCUCUGACCUCUCUGGCUGUAGAAGUGUUCUUCCUAACCAGUCCCUCAACAGCUCUCUGACUGAGCUCCACCCUCACUGGGUCUUCAGAGGAGAGGAAGGCUGAGGAGGGAUGGAAGGAUGAAUGGAUCAGUCAAUCAAUAAAGUGUAGAGCUGCUGUCUAUGCUGUCUGACAAAAUCACUACUUUAGUAGUUCAUUGAAGGAAAUCAGGCUUUAUGACUGCUGAAUACCAACUAUCUAUCACUUAGAUAAUGUAUUUUCAAUUUCAGGUAGAGAUACAUCCUUGGGACAUCCCUAGCCCAUUGAAGUUUACAUUUAAAAUGGUUAAGGUAGGGGUUAGGGGUUAGGGUAGGGAUGUCCCAAGGAUCCCUGAUUGCAUUGACCAUCGUGCAUUCUUCUGUCUCUUUUACAGAGCAGGUGUAAAAGAAACACAGACAAGCCAAGUAGGCACGCAGUGGAUUAUGGUCACUGUAGUUAAAUACGUUUUAUGCGCUAAACUAUGUAUAUUAUUGGCCUGUUGGAAACUACAACUCCCUACUACAUCACACAGUUCAGGCUGGAUCUGAUUUAUCUCUAGAGAAACUACAACUCCCUACUACAUCACACAGUUCAGGCUGGAUCUGAUUUAUCUCUAGAGAAACUACAAC
This is a messenger RNA of Salvelinus fontinalis (brook trout), 5589 nucleotides long. Its product is annotated as zinc finger protein ZFP2-like. NCBI's taxonomy places the organism in Eukaryota, Metazoa, Chordata, Actinopteri, Salmoniformes, Salmonidae. The coding region runs from base 330 to 1853 and encodes 507 amino acids. The record is from RefSeq and is a predicted model, not a curated record. The transcript is spliced from 2 exons.